This is a messenger RNA of Hemibagrus wyckioides, 981 nucleotides long. RefSeq names its product regulator of cell cycle (gene rgcc). Lineage: Eukaryota; Metazoa; Chordata; Actinopteri; Siluriformes; Bagridae. The record is from RefSeq and is a predicted model, not a curated record. The transcript has 5 exons. Gene Ontology annotation, biological process: regulation of cell cycle. Bases 126 to 509 code for a protein of 127 amino acids.
AAAGUCGCACUGCUCAGGCAUGACAGAGAGAAAGAUAGAGAGAGAGAGAGAGUUGGAGAAAAACAAACCUUUUAGGAUACACAAUUUUGGAAUAAUUCAGGCUUGUGUUGGGAUACACCACCGGGAUGAAGUCACCAAAGAUAAAGUCUCAGAGUAAAUCCUUCCUUGAGGAUGAUCACGACCUGAACGCGGUGCUGUGUGAGUUCGACGCGGUUAUUGAGGAUUUCGCAUCGCCCUUUGAGAAGAGACAUUUCCGAUACGACGAGCACUUAAAGACGAUGAAAAGGCGGAGCAGCGCGAGCGUCAGCGACAGCGGCAUCAGCGAUUCAGACAGUGCAGAGUCUCUCAACAGAAACAGCUUCAGCUUCAGCGAUGAGAGGCUCAACUCUCCCGUGUUCUUGCCUUCACCUACCAGCCCUUCAGUCACAUCGCCCAAACCAAAACUUGGUGACACAAAGGAACUGGAAGAUUUCAUCGCUGACCUUGAUAAGACAUUAGCAAACAUGUGACCUGGAGUUAGUUAUCAAGUUUAACACCAUCGGGAAGAGCAAGCAGACAGCAGGCGCAGUCACGGGCACCAACAGCAUGAUGACGAGAUCUCUCUGUUUCCUUCAUAAACACCUACACUAUAAGGACUCAUUGUGCUUCCUCUGGAAAACUUGAUCUGGAAGAUUAUUUAAAUGGCUUUUUAUAGAAAUGAUUAUUGUAAUAUGUAAUAAUUUGUAAUAAUGUAGAGCUGGUUAUUGUAAAUUUUAUCAGUCUUUUGGGAAUAUAUAUUUUUGUAUUUUUAUGUAAAUAUUAAUUGUGUUAAAGUCUAUCGCCUUGUUAUAAGCAGCUUUCGCAUUUAAGAUAUUGCAUUAUUAAUUGAGCUUAACAGAAGUGCACACUUAAUUCACUAGAAAAACAAGAACUGGAAAGCAUCAUUAAGUGUACUUAAUACAACUACCUGAAAUUAAAAAGAAAAACUGUGACUUUAAAGUA